UCGCCAUCUCCAAUUCCAAUAAACAUCAGCUACGGAGCGAGCACCUCACCAUCCAGUUCCAACUCUCUUCUUGCAAGUCUCAGCUUCCUUUGUUCCGGUCAAUUGGGUCUCUUUUCACAGCAAUCAUCUCAAACAUGGCUUCGCUAUUCCGAUCCGUCGCCCGUCCCUCCACCCUCCGAGCUAUUGCAGCUACCAAUCCCGCCCGAUGCCUGACCACCGCCGACAAAACAUUUAUUCGGACGAAGGCCACUCUCCCUGAGCUUUCCUACGACUAUGGUGCCCUGGAACCCGCCAUAUCCGGCAAGAUCAUGGAGCUGCACCACAGCAAACACCACCAGACCUACGUGAACUCCUACAACGAUGCCGCCGAUAAGUAUGCUGCCGCCGAAGCCAGCGACGACAUUGCUGCCAAGAUUGCUCUUCAGCCACUGAUCAACUUUCACGGAGGUGGCCACCUCAAUCACUCCUUGUUCUGGGAGAACCUCGCACCUAAGAACUCGGGCGGCGGCGAACCACCUUCGGGAGAGCUGUCAAAGGCGAUUGAUAGCACUUAUGGAAACUUGGAAGAGUUGAAGAAGAAGUUCAAUGCCGCUCUAGCGGGGAUCCAAGGUUCCGGUUGGGCUUGGCUGGUCAAGGACACGCAGACCGGCAACAUCUCGAUCCAGACAUACGCGAACCAGGAUCCUGUCGUCGGCCGAUACAAGCCAUUGCUGGGUGUUGACGCCUGGGAGCAUGCCUACUAUCUCCAGUACCAGAACCGGAAGGCCGAGUACUUCAGCGCGAUCUGGGAUGUCAUCAACUGGAAGGCUGCCGAAAAGAGAUUUGCCAGUUAAACAGACCACAGGAUCGAGAUAAUGUACAGCACGAGCAUGUAAUCCAAUGAAUCUUACAAGCCAGUAGCAAUGUGACGUUUCGGCGUGCAAAACUCGAGAACAUGGCAACCGACUCUUCUUGCUAUAUCACCCCUCACCUCUCCCAAUGCUUCAUGCCUUCCCCCAAAUUG
Messenger RNA from Cladophialophora immunda, 1003 nucleotides. RefSeq lists its product as uncharacterized. Gene Ontology annotation, biological process: superoxide metabolic process. The record is from RefSeq and is a predicted model, not a curated record. The coding region runs from base 135 to 833 and encodes 232 amino acids. Gene Ontology annotation, molecular function: metal ion binding; superoxide dismutase activity. Gene Ontology annotation, cellular component: mitochondrion. The transcript is spliced from 3 exons. Lineage: Eukaryota; Fungi; Ascomycota; Eurotiomycetes; Chaetothyriales; Herpotrichiellaceae.